UCCAGCUGGGCUUCCUCUCCCUGUUUUCCUUGAAGCCUGGCGUGAGGCCUGGACAUUGAUCUGCGCACGAAUGCCUAGGAGGGGGGGAGGGGGAAGCAGGAAAGGAGGAGGGAAGAUGGGAACGAAGGGAACGGCGAGGACGACGAGGGAGGCUUGGCGCAGAUCUUACAAAAAAAUCGCUGGAGACUGCGGCGGGUCGCAUUGCUUUCAAACGGCAAACUUCAAAGGGCAGACGCCGCGCAGCUCAGCCUAGGUGCUGACCGAUGGCAACGGCCGAUGUCGGGCACGCGCGCCUCGUUACAAACGGACGGCGUACGCAGCGCCACCCACGGCUGCUCCCGUUCGAAGAGGGGCUGAGCUGCUGCAGGCCUUCGGCCGCCCUCGUGCUGUUCGCCUCCAUCUCGGCCCUCCCGUAAAAAAGGUUCCUCGCCCGGCCCCGCUCCCGGCGCUGCCGGCGGGCACGAGCAAAACUGAAACUCUACGCGCGCGACGCGCUCCCGGCGGAGGAGUGGAGGAGCAGCGCUGGCUGGCGGAUCCCCGCCGGCCGUGUCGAGGCAAUGCUGACAAGGGCAGGCGUGCAGCCAUGGCCAGAGCGACCGGCAGACUAACGGUAGAGGCACGCCUUCCUUAAAAUGCCCGCUGCCGGGCUAAGGAGCACAUCGUCAUCGCUACCCGCCAUCGUCCCCUGCAGGUGGCAAGUGAUGUGCACGCCUGCAGCUCGCACGGGCUAUUGCAGCUGCUGCUUGCCCCCCUCUCCGAGCGGCCACGACUGCAAAUAGCGGAUGGUCGCGGAGGAGGGGGAGGAGGAGAAGGAGGAGGAGGAGGAGGAGGGCAUCGCGGGGGCAGCAAGGCGCGGAGGCCGAGGGUGCGUGCCGAGAACAAGGCAUGGGGAGACCGGAAGGGCAAUCCUUGCCAGCAGACGGGACUUCAAGGACAGAGGCUGGCCGGUGGAGGUGCGCCCGCAAACUCGCCCAGCAUGGGUCGAGAAACCCCGCAGCAACUUGCCGGAACGUGCGGCGUGUCUCGAAACACCCUUCUGCUGGGCGGGGUCGGGAGCGAGGGCUGGGAUGGGAGCGAGGGCACAUGCCCUUGUCCCUUAGGAGGGCGCUCCCGAAACCAAGAGAAGCUCAGGUGCGUACGGCGCAACGUCCGCUG
Messenger RNA from Prorocentrum cordatum, 1155 nucleotides. NCBI's taxonomy places the organism in Eukaryota, Dinophyceae, Prorocentrales, Prorocentraceae. The record is from the annotation of a GenBank genome assembly.